Messenger RNA from Salpingoeca rosetta, 903 nucleotides. RefSeq lists its product as uncharacterized. Gene Ontology annotation, cellular component: plasma membrane; cell wall. NCBI's taxonomy places the organism in Eukaryota, Choanoflagellata, Craspedida, Salpingoecidae. The transcript has a single exon. The coding region runs from base 1 to 903 and encodes 300 amino acids. The record is from RefSeq and is a predicted model, not a curated record.
AUGCCCUCCUUGCGCUGCUGUGCAUACAACACCACCAUCCCCAACCACAACAACGACAACAGCAGCAGCAACAACAAUACGCUGUUCGCACAUGCAGCGGUGAUUGAGGAGGACGAGUGGGGCACCCUGUACAUCAACACCACCACAGCCAGCAACAGCAACAAUAAUGUCAAGCACCAACCUCGUGUGCUGGUGAAUGGGGUCGAUGUGGAGCAAAUGCAAAGUCAGCUGCGGGAACCCGCUCGCCUCGCAGACACGUUGCAGCUUGUGCUGGCUGCUGUGGCAAGCGAGAAGAAUGUCAUGGCCAGUACCUUGCUGCAGGCAGCAAACCCUGGCGUGGCUGUGUCCAUUGAUCAAGCUGGAAACAUCGACGUGGAAGGACAAGGUCUCACAUCAUUCUCGUUUGGGGUCAUGCAAGCCAUCGAUGGCGACGUGAACUUGUCCAGGAACGACCUCACUUUCAUCGACUUUGGCCUGCUCUCAAGCGUCGGCGGAGACAUGUCGUUGCACAACAACGACCUGACUCUGUUGGAUCUCAAACGCAUCACCCGCGUGGGUGGCUAUAUCCAUGCCGACAGCAACGGGCCGGUUGACAUCGACUUUGGCGCACUGACGAUGGUGGGCGGCUUCCUCAGCCUCCGAUACAACGUCCUCACGUCGGUCGACUUUGGCAACAUCGUCAGCGUGGGCGGGAAUAUGUACAUUGCCCGCAACCCCGCCCUCUCUUCUUUUCAGUUUGGCCAGAUCACCAAUGUGGACGGCGACGUUCUUCUCUUCCAAACCAGCAUCACCUCUGUGAAUUGCACUGGUGUCACCAUAUCUGGAUGCAUGUGUGUGGAUGCAGGGGUUGAGCUCACAAACUGCCCCUCAACAUGCACGGGCGAACACUGCUCGUGUUCAUAA